Salvia miltiorrhiza (redroot sage) is the source of this 3265-nucleotide messenger RNA. Its product is annotated as WEB family protein At5g16730, chloroplastic-like. The coding region runs from base 422 to 2965 and encodes 847 amino acids. The transcript is spliced from 3 exons. NCBI's taxonomy places the organism in Eukaryota, Viridiplantae, Streptophyta, Magnoliopsida, Lamiales, Lamiaceae. The record is from RefSeq and is a predicted model, not a curated record. Gene Ontology annotation, biological process: reciprocal meiotic recombination.
GAAAAAAGCAGAGGACAUUUUUUUUGUGAAGGAAAAAAAAAAAAGCAGAGGACAUUGAUACACUGAGUUUCUGACAAAGUUUUACAGGAAGCCUACUUGCGUAAAUCCAACCCCACUGAGAGAGAGCAGUUGCCGUGCUGAGUAGACAGACGACACCGUUCCAAAUCAUCUAUUUUUUUUUUGCAGUAAAUUCUUCCCCACGACCUCAUCCAUUUCUCCCUCCUCUCUCUGCAUUUCCCUCCUUUCUCUCUCUACACACGUACAGUGUUGAUGCCAUAAACGACUUCACAAACCCGCACUCAGAUUUAUAUUCUCUUUUACAGAGGCGCAAAAUGCCUGCAUUUCAUUAAUUCUCGUUCCUUACCCAAGGAAUCAUAUUCAUAUACUCUUCAACAUAAGACAACGUAGUUGGCCGUACACCAUGUCUACCAAGCGAUCUGCUGUAUCUGGAGCUCCCACUCCCACUAAAGUAUCAGUGGCAACUACUCGCGUGAGCAAGAGUAGCAGCAGGGGAGCAGCUAAAUCCAAUGCGGAUGCAGCUUCUCCCCUGCAAACUUCUCGUCUCUCAUCAGUUGAUCGCUCCCCAAGAUCUCUUCCGUCAAAGCCUGCACUCGACCGCCGCUCUCCCAAACUCACUACCCCGCCUGAAAAAAAGGCGACUCGUGUUUCAAAACCGUCUCAAGUUCAGCCUGAACUGGAUCUAGCUCAGGAGGAACUUAAGAAGGCUGAGGAGAAGCUGGUUUUGGUUCAAAAUGAAAAAGACAAGGCUCUUGAUGAAUUGAAAGAAGCCCGGAGAUUGGGCGAGGAAGCAAAUGAGAAGCUCCGGGAGGCAUUGAUUGCACAGAAACGAGCAGAAGAGAGUUCUGAGAUUGAAAAGUUUCGAGCAGUUGAGAUGGAGCAGGCAGGCAUUGAAGCUGCUCAAAGAAACGAGGAGGAGUGGCAGAAAGAGCUCGAAACGCUGAGGGAAAAGCAUGCAGUGGAUGUUGCUGCUCUUCUAUCUGCUACUGAGGAAAUUCAGAAGGUGAAGCAAGAACUAGCAUUGAUAAUUGAUGCAAAAGACCAGGCACUGCAGCAUGUACAAGAUGCAACAAAAAUAGCAGAGGCUCAUGCCCAAAAGGUCGAAGCUCUUUCAGCUGAGUUGGCCCAUAUGAAAUCUGUGCUUGAUUCUAGAGUAGAAAUGGAGGCUAGUGAGAACGAUAAAUUUGUAUCAGAAUUGAAAUCGGAGAUUGAUUCCCUGAACCAACAACUUGAAAAGGCUGAAAUGCUGGAGGAAAAAUUGGCAGAAAAAGAGGCUAUCUUAGAGCAACUUAAUGUUGACCUCGAGGCUGCAAAAAUGGCCGAAUCAUAUGCUCGUAAUCUAGUGGAUGAGUUGCAAGAAAAAGUUGAGGAAUUAGCAUCUCAAGCUGAGCAAGCAAAGAGAUUGGAGAGAUCUGCAUCAGAAUCACUGGAAUCUGUGAUAAAACAACUUGAAGGAAGUAAUGAUUCAUUGCAUGAUGCCGAAUCACAGAUUGGAUCACUUAAGGAGAAGGUUGUCUUGCUGGAAAUCUCUAUCGAAAGGCAGAAAAGGGAUCUAGAGGAGUCAGAUAUCCUCCUUGAACUCGCUAAAGAAGAAGCUUCCGAAAUGGCAAAGCAGGUUGAAUCUCUGAGGUCUGAGCUUGAGAUCUUAAAAGAAGAAAAAGCUCACUCUUUAAACAAUGAGAAGCUUGCAGCGGAAAAUGUCCAAACUCUGUUGGAAGAAAAAAACAAACUCAUCAACGAGUUGGGAAAUUCAAGAGAUGAAGAAGAAAAAACCAAGAGGGCAUUAGAAAGUCUAGCAUCAGCAUUACAUGAAGUUUCUUCAGAAGCAAGAGAUGCCAAAGAAAAGCUAUUGUCUUUUCAAGUCGAACAUGAAAACUAUGAAACACAGAUAGAGGAUCUGAAGCUGGUUCUGAAAGGAACAAACGAGAAGUAUGAAGGCAUGCUUGGUGAUGCCAAGCAAGAAAUUGAGGCUCUGACUAAUUCAAUCGAACAGUCCAAGCAUGAUGACCAGAACUUGAAAGCCGAGUGGGAGCAGAAGGAGCUUCAAUUGAUGAACUCUAUCAAGAAAUCUGAAGAGGAGAAAUCUUCUGUGGAAAGUGAAAUUAACAGGCUGGUUAAUCUGCUAAAAAUGGCGGAGGAAGAAGCUUGUGCCACGAGAGAGGAGGAGGAACGUUGGAAAAAUUUGUUCAAAGAAGCUGAGUCGGAAGCCAUUUACCUAAAGGAUGUCCUUGGUGAAGCAAAGGCUGAGAGCAUGAGAUUGAAAGAGGGCUUGAUGGACAGGGAAAAUGAAUUGCAGAAUAUUCUUCAGGAAAAUGAUGAGCUGCGGAAAAGAGAAGCUUCUUCUCUAAAGAAGAUUGAAGAGUUAUCUAAACUGCUUGAAGAAGCUCCGGCUAAGAAGCAUGGAGAGGAAAAUGGUGAGCUCACAGACAGUGAAAAAGAUUACGACAUGCUCCCAAAAGUGGUCGAAUUUUAUGAACAAAACGGCACUGGAGAGGUGAAGCCUAAGGUGGAAGACCAAUCUCAGGAGACAGAGCUACCAGCACCUGCAAAGGAGACACUACAUGAAGUUCAUGAUGUUAUUAAUGAUGAAUUUGUUCUGACAGCUUCAAAAAUGGAGAAUUCGAAUGGGGGAUUAAAAGAUAAUGAGUUAGAGAAGGACCAUGAGGAUGCUACAGAAGUUGAUCUUAAAAUGUGGGAUAGUUGCAACAUUGAAGAGAAAGACUACUCUCCAGAGAGAGAGACAGAGCAGGAAUCCUUCGAGGACGAAGUGGAACACAAAGCCGAGGGCACGGACAGCUACGAGCAGGGAAACGGUCAAUCAACAGACAAUCUUGACAAUGGCGGAAGCUCGCCAACGAAGCAAAACAGUCUGAAGAAGAAGAAGAAACCGUUGCUUCAUAAAUUUGGGAACCUGCUGAAGAAGAAGGGCACGACCAAUCAGAAGUAAUACAUCAACUACAUAUUAUGUUUCCUAUCUGCUUGGCCUUAGGAGGUAUACAGGAUAUUUCAUAUUGCAGUAUGAUUUGUGAAUGUUAUUUUAUUUUAUUUUUUUUUACAUUUUUUAAUCCUAUUUUGGCCCUCAUGGGGUCUGAAUAUGAAAGGCUUGUAUCAUUUUUAGAUUUUUUUUUUUUUUUUUUUUUUUUUUCUGUACCUAUCUCACAACGUGAUUAGCCAUGAGUCUUGUGUGUGAAUUUGUUUUUUCAAACUCGUGUUUAUUAAAUCUCAUCAAAGAAGGAUUAUUUUUGUA